AUGGCCGAGUCCGAGCUCAAGUGGCCCGCUGCGCGCGUCCGCCAGACAUUCCUCGAGUACUUUGAGCAGAGGGGCCACACGAUAGUCCCCUCCUCCUCCGUCGUCCCUCACAAUGACCCCACCUUGCUCUUCACCAAUGCGGGCAUGAACCAGUUCAAGCCCAUCUUCCUCGGUACCAUUGGCAAGACGGAUCCCAUGGCCGGCCUCAAGGCCGCUGUCGACAGCCAAAAGUGCAUUCGCGCCGGUGGCAAGCACAAUGAUCUCGACGAUGUCGGCAAGGAUAGCUAUCACCACACCUUCUUCGAGAUGCUGGGUAACUGGUCUUUCGGCGACUACUUCAAGAAGGAAGCUGUUCAGUACUCUUGGGAGCUUCUGACCAAGGUCUACGGUCUCGACCCUGCCCGCCUCUACGUCACUUACUUCGAGGGUGACGAGAAGUUGAAGCUGGAGCCUGAUCUGGAGGCCAAGGACCUCUGGCUGUCUGUUGGUGUGCCUGAGGAUCAUAUUCUUCCUGGAAAUAUGAAGGACAACUUCUGGGAGAUGGGCGACCAAGGUCCUUGCGGUCCUUGCAGUGAGAUUCACUACGACAAGAUCGGUGGUCGCAAUGCCGCCAACCUCGUCAACAUGGACGACCCCAUGGUUGUCGAGAUCUGGAACAACGUUUUCAUGCAGUACGACCGACAGAAGGAUGGUAGCCUUAAGUCGCUGCCCGCCAAGCACAUUGAUACCGGUAUGGGCUACGAGCGAUUGGUUUCUGCUCUCCAGAAUACCGUCUCCAACUACGCCACCGACUGCUUCACCCCCCUUUUCAAGAAGAUCGAGGAGGUGACCGGCGCCCGACCGUACAGCGACAAGUACGGCAAGGACGAUGCCGACGGUAUCGAUACCGCUUACCGUGUUGUUGCCGACCACAUUCGAACCCUCUCAUUCUCUAUUGCCGACGGCGCCGUCCCCAACAAUGACGGUCGAGGUUACGUCGUCCGACGUGUCCUGCGACGAGGUGUUCGAUAUGCCAGGAAGUACUUCAACGCCGAUAUCGGCGCUUUCUUCUCCAAGAUCCUGCCCGCCUUGGUCGACCAGAUGGGCGAGCAGUUCCCCGAGCUUGUCAAGAAGCAGCAAGAUAUCAAGGAGAUCCUUGACGAGGAGGAGGUCGCCUUUGCGCGAACUCUGGAUCGCGGUGAGGCGCAGUUCGAGAAGUACGCUGCUCAGGCUGUCAAGGAUGGCUCUAAGAAGCUUGAGGGCGACGUUGUCUGGCGACUGUACGACACUUUCGGCUUCCCUGUUGAUCUGACCCGAUUGAUGGCGGAGGAGCGAAGCCUUGAGAUCGACGACGCCGAGGUCGAGGCUGCUCGUAUCAAGGCCCGAGAGGCCAGCAAGGCUGUCAAGGAGUCUGUCCAGACUUUCUCCAAGCUCAACGUCCACCAGAUUGCCGAGCUCGAGCAGCAGCUCAAGGUUGAGCGAACCAACGACGACGCCAAGUUCCUUCAGGGUGACAGCAAGGGCAAGGUGCAGCUCAUCUACGACGGAAAGACAUUCCUCAAGUCGACCAAGGAUAUCCCUGAGAAGACCGCCCUCGGUCUCCUGCUCGACAACACCAACUUCUACGCCGAGUCCGGUGGUCAGGUCGCCGAUACCGGCCGGAUUGUCAUUGACGAUGUUGCCGAGUUCAAUGUCCUGGACGUCCAGAACUUUGGUGGUUACAUCCUUCACAGCGGAUACAUCGAGUACGGUGCUCUGAACUCUGGAGAUGAGGUCAUCUGCGAGUACGACGAGCUUCGUCGAUCACCUAUCCGAAACAACCACACUGGUACUCACAUCCUGAACCACUCGCUGCGGGAAGUCCUUGGUGAUGAGAUUCAUCAGAAGGGUUCGCUGGUGGACAAUGAGAAGCUGCGUUUCGAUUUCUCCCACAAGACUGGUGUCAAGAUUGAGGAGCUUAAGAAGAUUGAGGAUAGGUCCAACGAGUAUAUCCGUCGUGGCUCCCCUAUCUUCUCCAAGGAUGUUGACCUGGACCUUGCCCGCCAGAUUGAGGGCUGCCGUGCCGUCUUUGGCGAGACCUACCCCAACCCUGUCCGUGUUGUGUCCAUUGGCAAGGACAUUGACGAGAUGCUUGCCGACCCCAAGAACGUGGAGUGGCGCCAGUACAGUGUCGAGUUCUGCGGUGGCACCCACGUUGAGCAGACCGGUCUGAUCAAGGAUCUCAUCCUUAUUGAGGAGAGCGGUAUCGCCAAGGGUAUUCGUCGUAUCAUCGCCUACACUGGUGAGGCGGCGCACCAGGUCCAGCGUGAGGCUGCCGAGUUUGCCAAGAAGCUCGAUGCCCUUGAGAAGCUGGAUUUCGCCGAGAAGGAGUCCCAGGUCAAGGCUGUGUCUGUGGAGCUCAGCCAGCUUACCAUCUCUACCCUGACUAAGGACGAGCUCAACAAGCGAUUCCAGAAGAUCUCGACUGCCGUUGUCGCGGAGCAGAAGAAGCGCCAGAAGGCCGAGGCCAAGACUGCGCUCGACACGGUCCUCAAGCACUUCAAGGCCAAUGAGGAUGCCAAGUGGUUCGUUGGCCGCUUGCCUAUCGGUGCCAACGCCAAGGCUGUCGGUGAGGUCGUCAAGCACUUCCAGGGCAAGGACAAGGAGAAGUCUGUGUACCUGUUUGGUGGCAGCAAGGAGGAGGGUGCCGUUGUGCACGGUGUCUAUGUCGGAACUCAUCUCUCUUCUCAGGGCGUCACCGCCGAGCAGUGGGCUGCUUCUGUGUCUGAGGUCAUCGGUGGUCGAUCAGGCGGCAAGGAGCCAACCCGACAGGGUCAGGGUACCAAGCCCGAGAACCUCGACGAUGGUGUUGAGACGGCGACGAAGUGGCUCAGCGAGAAGCUGAAGUUGUAA
Fusarium vanettenii 77-13-4 is the source of this 2871-nucleotide messenger RNA. RefSeq lists its product as uncharacterized. Gene Ontology annotation, cellular component: mitochondrion; cytoplasm. NCBI's taxonomy places the organism in Eukaryota, Fungi, Ascomycota, Sordariomycetes, Hypocreales, Nectriaceae. Gene Ontology annotation, biological process: tRNA modification; alanyl-tRNA aminoacylation. The coding region runs from base 1 to 2871 and encodes 956 amino acids. Gene Ontology annotation, molecular function: aminoacyl-tRNA deacylase activity; amino acid binding; ATP binding. The transcript has 3 exons. The record is from RefSeq and is a predicted model, not a curated record.